Molecule: messenger RNA, 4858 nt
Organism: Pocillopora meandrina
Lineage: Eukaryota; Metazoa; Cnidaria; Anthozoa; Scleractinia; Pocilloporidae
Source: the annotation of a GenBank genome assembly
AAACUUGCGUUUCCCAAAUCACUCCCACAAACAAUGGCAACAGUGAAAGAUGAAAAAUAUUCACCGCAGUCCUUAGAGUGCCCUAUCUGUAAGAACAUCUUCAGCGAUCCAAAAAUCUUGCAAUGUCUUCACUCGUUCUGCCGGAAAUGUCUGGAGAGCUACGACGUAAUCGGGGCAGGAACGAACUCGAUCGUUUGUCCCCUCUGCCGAAAGCUGACUCCAAUUCCGUCCGAGGGAGUCCACAUUCUCCCGAACAACUUCCUUCUGACAAACGCGCUGGAUCAUUUGUCCGUCAAAUCAAGCAAAGAGUAUACUCUUCAUUGCACAAACUGCGAGGACGAAGCAGCGGCGACGUCCCGAUGUCUGGAGUGCGCCGAGUUUCUGUGCUCGAACUGCGUUUUGGCUCACCGACGAAUACGAGUGACGAAGGACCACCGCAUCCUGUCGCUUGACACACUGCAAGCCGACAAACAGACUCUACAUCGUCCAUCCUUCUGCGGACAACAUACGGACGAGAUGUUCAUGUUUUACUGCGUCCCAUGCGACUGUCUCAUCUGCCGGGAAUGCACAAUUCUUGAUCAUCGAGGACACAAGUAUACAGGUAUGGCUAUAAUUAUAGAGCUUGGAAAGCAAUAGACUUCCCAUUUCUCUAUUCCUCUCCCUGGUAUCGUUUUUGAUUUUAAAAAUAGGUUGGAAUUUAUAAAGUUUUCUUUGGCAAUAUUGCAAAUUUGAGUAUACUUUCAAAAUUACAAACCGUUUUUGAAAAUCAUUUCAGUUAUCAAAAACGCAAUUUUGAGAUCAGAUUUAAGUUACCGUGUAGAUAUGUUAUUGAGACGAAAUCUACGUUUUCCAUGAGGUUAAGGAAAGUCACAAGAAUAAAUUUAUUCCUGUCACGAGCGUGUUUGAGCGCCUUUCAAACUAAAAGAAAACGGUCUAGGUAAAACUUUAUUUAAAUAAAACGUGAAUUGAGAGGGCUAUUUGCUCAAAUGAUCGUAAAUAUCGACCUGCGUUAAAAGAAUUGUUUGACCAAACAUCACAGAAUACCUUUUCACAAAUUUUUAACAGGUUAUGACAAUAGAGACAUGCAAAAGUCAAAAGAGCACCAGCUACAGUAACUUGUGGUCAUUUGGAGAAAAUCAAAACAGCUCGAAUUGGUCUAAAGUUUUCAACUUUUAUUUGAACCAAAAGGGAAUUCUUCUUUAGAGUGAAAAUUAAAUUGGAGGACUGGAUAGAAUCUCCUACUUUUAAUCUAAUUGAGAGAGCUCAUGAGCUGAAUCUUCUCUUGACUUAUACAAAUGCGUAUUUCAGGCUCGUUUAAGACAAUGAUGACAGUUUUAAAUUGAUUGGCAGGGUGUAAUAAAUAAACAUUCUCCGCUCAGUUAAGCCUGGACUCCAAGUUGAGUCAUGAGGACACUCCUUCCUAAACUUACGCACGGACAAUUACGGAAGAGUGAGAGCAUCUAGGAACUAGGCUGUCUUGAAACAAUUUUCAGAUAAUUGAGAAAUGACGCGUCUCCAUGCUUCCCUUGAUGGACCAAAGGGAACAGGAUAGCUUUUAUAAUUCUAUGGAAAAUGAGUUAGUAAUACCUCUUUUAACAACUUAAUCUUUAAAAAAAAUUCUUUUAGGUCUAAAAGAAGCACUCGAAGAAAGAAAGAUUCUUAUAGAUGAGCGACUUAAAUUCUGCAUCGAAGAGAAGAUUCCUCCUGUCCAUGAUGCUGUGCACGAGGUCAAGACCAUGGCAGCUAAGCUACGCGCACGUGCAGAAGCUGUUAAAAGUGAGAUAUGUGGCACCGCGGAAGAAUGCGUGAAGCGCAUUGUCAGCCGCAAACAAGAAAUACUGGCGAGGGUAAGUGAGUAACCAUGGGAGCCACAUAUCUAAGAAAAUAUGGUAACCCACCAGGACCAAAAACUUUAAUCGUGAAGUAAGAGAAGUUCCUCCUAUGAAGAACUGUAUUUUGCAAUCGCGAAAUACAGGGAAACCACUAGACCACGAGCUCUUAACUUAGAAUUGGAAUACGUUAUAUUAUCUUACUCUUCAACUUACAAUGACAUAAAAUUUACUUCACGGAAAAUCAUUACUUUCCUUGGAAUGAUUUUAAAACAGCGAGAAAAACUGAUGAAAAAAAUAACCAAUACGUUGGUUUCCUCAGUGGGGAAAUAGGAAAUGAUUAGAAAUUCUAAUUCAGUACAAAUUGAGACCAAGCCUCCAUGCUUUUUUCUCUUGUUCACGAAUUCAAGGAUACAUUGUACCUUCUCCACUACUUAACUUGCAUUGAAUUCAUUGCAUGUUUUCUUCGAUAGGUUGACGCCCUGGAGCAAGAGAAAGAGGCUGUGCUCCGCCAUCAACAAAACCAACUAGAGACGGAACUUUUCAAGUACACCAGCUCCAGAGACUUCGUGGAAAAUGUAGUUCUGCAUGGAAAUGAAGUUGAAAUCAUCCAACUUCGACAACUGAUGCUAGAUCGUCUUGAUGAACUCAACGCCAUCAAACUGGAUUACAAAGAACCAGAAGAAAAUGACGUCAUCGAUUACAUCCUAGACUCGGAAGCUGUGGAGAACGUGGCAACCACGAUGGGUCGGGUGGCAUCUAGUGUCACGUUUACCGCUCUGUGCAGCGCACGGGGCCUCGGGACCAAAUCGGGGAAAGUCGGUGUUGAGUCGUCCUUUAUCGUCGAGACAAAAGACCGCUUCGGGAAUACAUCGGUUGAAGGCAGCCAUACAUGUCCACUGCAAGUAAAAGUCCAAGCACCUGAGGGGUUCUUUCUUGGAAACAAAGUCACGAACAACGGAGAUGGCGGCUGGAGAGUGCGUUACACUCCAGUCACGCACGGCAAACAUGAUUUGUAUGUGACCAUCAGAGGGCGCGAGGUUGAAGGAAGUCCUUUCAGCGUCAAUGUGGUGGAAGGGAUUGAUUACACAAAGGUUGGACCAACAUUCAUGAAGAUUGGCUCUCAAGGAACAAAGAGUGGGGAAUUCAAGCAACCCUGCUCUGUAAUUACCGACCAGGAAGGAAAUAUCUACGUUACAGACUUCGUCAACUGUCGAGUUCAAAAGUUUGACGCACUUGGAAAGCAUCUUCAAGAUUUUGGAUCCCGUGGAAGCAAAGAUGGCCAGUUUCAGAAUCCUUGCGGUAUUGCGAUAGACACAAAUGGAAUAAUUGCCGUUUCAGACUGGGAUAAUCAUCGUGUACAGCUGUUUAGUCCCGAGGGAAAAUUUAUCGGCAAGUUUGGAACGAAAGGUAAGCGCAAUGCCUGCAAUAGUACCUUAGGAAAUUUCAUCGGUUCUCCUUUUCGAGAAAAUUCCUUGAAAUUGACAAUAGGAUUUUCAUGGAUAGAGUACGCUUGCAUAUUUUCUUUUAUUGACAAACGAGGUAUGGAAAACGAAAUAUCAGCUGGUCCUGGCGAUUUCUAAUAUACUUGCUCUGUAUAGACUUUAAUAGCCCAACACAACUAAAAGAUAGUUCAGUGGAAGAAAAUCCGACAAGUAAACCGUUAGCCAUACGUCUAAAACGUACUAAGAAAUUUUUGCCACGACUUUACGACCUCUAUGUUCGACAUAAAUGUUAAGCAUGUUAUACAACAUACUUCCAUCAAUUUGGAAACAUCAUUCAGUUCCAUUUUAUCAACUAAGCCAAAUUGAUGGAAGAUCUUUCUCGAAUUUUCAGGACCUGAGGACGGGAAACUAAAUCAUCCGGCUGGUUUGGCGUUAACCAAAGAUGGCAACUUACUCGUGGCAGAUAAAGACAACCACAGAAUACAACUCUUUAACAUGGAUGGUACCCACAUCAUGACGUUUGGUUCCCAAGGCAAUGAAGACGGGGAGCUAAAUAGCCCAAACCACGUGGCUGUCACUGAAGACAACAGUUGCUUGGUAACCGACACAGAAAACAACCGCAUCGUAAAGUUUGACUCCAGUGGCAAGUUCCAUUCAAGUUUUGGUGGAAAAGGUAGCAGCGAUGGGCAGCUUGACCGUCCCGCAGGAAUCACGAUAGAUUCCGAGGGAUUCAUAAUCGUUGGUGAUUUCCAAAACCACAGAGUGCAGAUUUUCCAACCAGAUGGGAAAUUUUAUGCCACAUUUGGCAGUGAAGGAGAUGGAGAGGGUGAAUUCAAAUUCCCAAGUGGUGUUGCUUUGACAAAGGAUGGGCGAGUUAUAGUGGCUGACAGGCAUAAUCACAGGGUUCAGGUGUAUUAAUCACAGUCAAAUAUGGUCACUAUGAUACAAUAAUCAGUGUGAGCUGGAGGCGGUUUAGUACAUACUGGCCGGGAAGUGUGCUACUAAUAGAUUGCACAGUUUUACAAAAAACUAAAAUUACAUUCAUCACCUUAAGAGUGAAUCACUUUAAAUAACAAAGUACCAGUUUAAGUUACAGUAAGAAUAAAAGUAAAUAAACAAAUGUUCAUAUAUUUCUCAAGAUGGACUGCAAAUAGAAGACAAAUGUUUGUACAAACUAUCUGUCAACCAAAGGUAGUAAAUUAUUUGUGUAGUCACCUAUUUAAAAACAUUCCUUUAGAAUAAUUUACUAGAAAAGCAUGUAAACAGAAAGCCAUUGACGACUGAUGUCAAUGGUUUGGUGACCAGUAAACAGGAGAAAAUCACCAACUGAAAUAUUGCUAAAUUGUUAAAUGUAGAGACAUGAGCAAUGGCUACUUCUGUAGGAUUUGACAGCUUGUAAACUAAAAAAACCCUAGAUGUUAAAUAUGAGAAAAAUAAAACUUUCCUUCUAAGAUAGAAGAUGUGUUAUGUUUCAGGCUAUAGCCUAUUUGCCAAAGGCACUUUUUACCUACUCUUUGCUUGGUAUAAUGUUUUUCUACACCUGUGGAUGUUGUUGUGUUAUUAUACUACCCAGAAGCAUUUGAC